This is a messenger RNA of Oncorhynchus mykiss (rainbow trout), 1903 nucleotides long. RefSeq names its product putative G protein-coupled receptor 34. Lineage: Eukaryota; Metazoa; Chordata; Actinopteri; Salmoniformes; Salmonidae. Gene Ontology annotation, molecular function: G protein-coupled purinergic nucleotide receptor activity. The record is from RefSeq and is a predicted model, not a curated record. Gene Ontology annotation, biological process: G protein-coupled receptor signaling pathway. Gene Ontology annotation, cellular component: membrane.
GUCACAGCGUUGGGAGUAUGUGACAGUCAGGGUAUGUGGUCUCACAGCGUUGGAGUAUGUGACUGUCAGGGUAUGUGGUCUCACAGCGUUGGGAGUACGUGACUGUCAGGGUAUGUGGUCUCACAGCGUUGGAGUACGUGACAUUCAGGGUAUGUGGUCUCACAGCGCUGGGAGUAUGUGACAGUCAUGGUAUGUGGUCUCACAGCGCUGGUUUCCUGCCCUACUCUGCACUUCACUUCACACUGGAGGGGGAGGAUGGGUUCUGACGGCUGCUAACAGCUGAAAAGGGGUGGUUGGGGGAGGCGUGAGAGAAGAACAUCUCGAGGCACAGAGAGAGAGGACCAGAGAGAGGAAGAGAGAGGAGGAAAGAGAGCGAGAGUGAGAGAAGGGAGGAGAGCUCAGAGUAACAGACUCAUACUUUUGAGCAAAAGAGACAAAGAAAAAAGUGUGUAGGAGAGUAACCAGAGAAGUCCCAACACGAUCCCACUGAACCUAACAACCAAGGGACAGUAGGAUCAGGGGCUGUUAAAGGAUAUGUAACGACACACACAUUCUGGACAGUGGACAGUCAAACUACAGCUGCAGAGUCUCUGACAUGGAGGGAAUCUGGAUGCACUGAAGAUCUGCUGGGCCUAAAGACACCCCAGCUUCAACACAAUGCCCACUCUGCCCUCCUCCCCCCUUUCCACCUCUUUACCCCUGUCCUCCUCUUCCUUCCCCCUCUCCAAUGCCACCUAUCCCCCCUUUACCUCCUCCUCUCCAAACCAGACCCUAUGUAAUCUAGAUGACAGUGCCCUGCGCCUCCCCCUGGUCUUCUUCUACUCCAUCUUCUUCCUCCUGGGUCUGGUAGGUAAUCUCCUGGCCCUGUGGGUCUUCGUCUUCCUCCACUCCAGGAGGAACUCUGUCCGGGUGUUCCUCAUCAACGUGGCCAUAGCUGACCUGGUGCUCCUGGCCUGCCUUCCCUUCAGAGUCCUCUACCAUGCUAACGGCAACCGCUGGGUCCUCGGCCCCCUGGUCUGUAAAGUGGUGGGCAACCUCUUCUACAUGAACAUGUAUAUCAGUAUCACUCUGCUGGGGUUCAUUAGUCUGGAUAGGUAUGUGAAGCUGAAGGGGCGGGGCGGAGCGGGGAGGGGCCUGGCCAGGAGGCUGAGAGGCGGGGGAUGGAGCUGGGUGGCGUGCGGGGCGCUCUGGGGGCUGUCCCUGGCGGCGGCCAUGACCAUGAUCGCCAUGUCGGAGGGAAACGAGGAACCUGGGAAGUGUUUCCAGUAUAAGCAACGACGUGGGGCGAAGGGGAAGGCUUACUUCAACAUGGCUCUGGUGCUGCUGUUCUGGGGGGUGCUCUGCCUGCUGGUGGUCUCCUAUGGGAAGAUAGCCAUGCGCCUCCUCAAGGUGUCCAGGGAUAAACCGGACCUCCCCAAUGCCCACCGCUACGGUAGCGCCGCCAGGAAGUCCUUCUUCGUGCUCUUCCUGUUCAGCGUCUGCUUCGGACCCUACCACGCCUUCCGCCCAUUCUACGUCCUCUCCCAGCUCAGCCAAUCCCCAUCCUGCGAUUACUUGCGCCUGGUGGACAGGACCAAUGAGGUCAUGUUGUUGUUCUCCGCCUUCAACGCCGUCCUGGACCCUGUGAUGUACUUCCUGUUGUCGGGCUCGGUGCGAAAGGCCGCCGUGAAAGCCCUCGGACAGAGCCUCGGCAACCGGCUCCACUUCCUUAACGACGGGACCUCCAACAGCUCGGUAUCAGAGUUCAGACGGACCUCUCUGUCCGUUACCUCCCCCAACACUGUCAUUAACCCCUCCCAUGAGCCCAGGACCAGCCUCUGUCUGAUUAGCCCCACCCUCCGCCCAGGCGCAGCCAUAGUGGCAAAGCAGUGAAUUUACAGACCUCAUUGUUUAACUUCAUGGA